CAAAUAUUAGCUCGCCAAAUGCUAAUGAAAUAAAAAUAGAAAAUAAAAAACUGAAAGAUGCUAUUGAAAAUGAAUUCAGUUUACUACCAGGUUCUAAUUUAGAUAGUAAUGAUAAAGACAUGAAUGAUGUCAUACAUCAAAUACAAAUCCUGAAAUCAAAAGUAUUGGAAUACUAUGUAUCUAUUAAUAAACAUGAUAAGUCUAUAAUGAAUGGAGAAUUUAUUGAAAAUAAAUUCUCAAGACCAUUUUUUGAAUGGAAAAAUGAAGAAUAUAGUCAAGAAAUAUCAAAGUUGCUAAGCGGAGAGGAAGUAAUAUUAAAGACUAAUAUAACAAAAAGUGAUUCUAAUAAAAGCGCAAUCAAAUUUGAUAUGAUAGAGAUCAGAUUUAAAACAAUAGAUGAGGCAAAACAAAAUGAGAUCGAUAAUGAGCUUAAUAGAUUUAGAGUUAUUAUGGUUCACUUGGGUAACUCAUAG
Messenger RNA from Racocetra persica, 473 nucleotides. Lineage: Eukaryota; Fungi; Glomeromycota; Glomeromycetes; Diversisporales; Gigasporaceae. The record is from the annotation of a GenBank genome assembly.